Molecule: messenger RNA, 1179 nt
Organism: Mycena indigotica
Lineage: Eukaryota; Fungi; Basidiomycota; Agaricomycetes; Agaricales; Mycenaceae
Exons: 6
Coding region: 1-1179 (392 amino acids)
Source: RefSeq, a predicted model, not a curated record
AUGCCUAAUCCGUCUGUUAUCCAGCUGGGUAAUGUCAGUCGGGUUAGCUGGCGCCUCUGUGAAUUUACCCAAGGUCCGGAAACAUCUCACCCAGAUCGAGAAGAUGGAGUGAGGAGGCGUGGACUCAGCCCAACCUACGGAACCUCUUAUGCGUACACGUCGGUCUUCCAAAUCGAGGUGCCAAUGUUUCGCCACGCAAAUGCCUUUUUCAGACUGCCUCGUGGCUGCAACAAAUCAAACUCUAUGUUUUGCAGAAUGUCAAAAUCUUUGACGGCCAGAAAUUUUGUGUGGCCACGGCGUCAACCGACCUUCCUUUCGAAUGAACGAAACGUCGCAAAGGAGAAUCGCAAUGGCUUCUCACCAAACGCGUGUUCAGCUCCUUUGAUCCUACCUGACCUUGAGCUGUUGACUGUCUGCUUGAAUUUGGUCCACUGGCCAACGCCGCAACGUGAAGCUUUCUUCUUCGUCCACACGUUUCCUGCCCGUACAUUCAUCUUUAUCUCCACGUUUUCGAUCGAUAUAGACCGCGCAAAACAUGCUGAUGUACGAUUUCUCUUGCCGAGCUCCCCUAUAAGAGCAACUGACGCCAUUGCGGAUAAUCCUCAGCAACUUGUACUCGUCUACCUCUACCCAAUGGCCACUCCCGUGAACAACGACAUCCUCUACUGGACCAACCAGGACCCACGCGAAAGCGUUCUCUUCAAUAACUGGGGAAUCGUCUAUCGCUUCCAGACUGCAGUCACAACCAGUGGACAGAGCGUCACCACAUUAUACCGCGUUAUUCGACCCAACAAAGAAGAUCGUGUGGCUAAACUGGAGUGGGCUGCGAAUGGGGGCUUGGGACGCGUUAUCAUCGGAAAGAACACGUUGCCCAUGGCGGACCUAGUCCGAGCAGACCCACGCAUCCAUGCUUCUCGUGUCUUCAUCGGACCUGAUGGUCUCCAAUAUCGAUGGAGGCCAAGCUCAAACAACACCGACAUUGUAUUGCAAGAUGCUAACGGCGCUAUCGUCGCAUUCUUCCGCCCCACACGCCAAACAAGAUACCAGAUCGGCGAUGUUUACGGAGAACUACACUUUAUCCGCUCAGCAGGAACUGGAACGGUCAUGCACCCUCCCAUAAUGGACAUGGUGACCGUGACCGCGAUGCUCUACCGUUUCUGCUCUGCCUGGGGCCUGUAG